AUUCAUUUUAUAGAAAAGACUAUGAAAAUCUUUAUUAUUACAUGGUGCGUUUUGUUCACACUGAGACUGACGGAAAGCCAUAAAUGCAGUUCGAGGUAUUUUUCGUUGCUCCGAGGUCGCAGACUUAAAAGUUCAUAUGUGGAACGUAUCAAGGUGGAGAGUCCGAUUAUGUGUGCAAUGAAAUGCAUGAAAACUGAAUGGUGUCAGGCGACCAACUUCAUAUCAGACACUGGCAAAUUCAUUUGCGAGCUUUUCAAUGCAACUAAAGUUGGUUCGGGGCAAAUCAUAAAUGACGAAUCAGCAGUAUAUUACUUCUCACUGGCAGUCGAAGAAGGGGCCAGUAAAACUCACGAAGUUGUUACAGUAACACCAACACCAACUGCGCAUGUACUCACCUUGAUACCGUCGUCCAUUGUGUUAAUUCAAGCUUCGUCCACCGUACCUUAUCCAAUGACGUCUUCCGCUACAGCACAUACUACGCCAGCGGUUGCCUGCAAGAAGAUUUUCCAGGACAAUCCAGGAUCUUCGGAUGGCCAGCAUACAGUAUUUCCAGGAACAAAUAAAGAAGCUCAGGUUUUUUGCGAUAUGACAGGGGCACUCACGGGUUGUGGGGGCGGAGGGUGGACUUUGGUGAUGAGAAUUGAUGGUCAGAAGCAAACCUUUGCAUACGAUGCGAGUUACUGGACUAACAAACAAGAAUAUCAAUCAGAUAAAGGCAACGUGUUAGACGACAACUCAGAGACCAAACUAUCAACCUAUCAUACCACCCCUUUCACUCAAAUAUGCCUUGGUAUGAAGUACAAUAACCAAAAAGGAUGGACGACGCUCAGCUUGACAAGCUCAUCACUCUUCGAUCUUGUAUCAAGUAAUACAUAUCACCAGACAACCAUGGCUGUUACCCAAUGGAAGAAGCUGAUACCCUCUGGUGCUGCCCUGCAGCCAAACUGUCGGAUGCAGGGGAUAAACACGCAGCGUGGGGGUACCGGUGUUCGUAUAGGGAUCAUUGCAACGAAAACGUGUGGGGUAGAUGGGGAUUACAAUUCUAGGCUCGGUUUUGGCGGGAAAGGCACAAGCUGUGGACAAGAUGGGAAUAACAGGUGUGGUUACGAUGCUCGUUGCGUGAAUGGGGGCACGAGUAAAAAGACGACAGGAUAUAUUUUGGUUAGGUGAUCAAAGUCGUGUCAAUGAAUGUAUCCAUGAUUAUACUAUCUAUAAUUCCGGACAAAUGGGUGCAUGUAGGUUUUUCUGUUUAGCUCUCACUCAAGCUCACAGGAAAAAUCCAAUACCGGCAUUUUGAAAUGAAAAAGAUAUGAAACAUAAUCCAUGGAAUUGGAAUUGAAAUGAAGAUGUCACUAUGUUGUACUCUUCCUCCUAAUUAUGUCAAGUUAUAAUCUUAGACGAGCUGGUUGUUUCACACCAUGGGCACAUCAGCAUUCACUACCACAAAACAAAUAAUGCAUGUACAUACAUAUUUGCAAUCUUCUUUGGUGUAAUUGAAACUUCUACAUUGGAAUCAAUCUAGCUAUGUUAUUAUUAUAUGAUAAAUA
Molecule: messenger RNA, 1547 nt
Organism: Dendronephthya gigantea
Lineage: Eukaryota; Metazoa; Cnidaria; Anthozoa; Malacalcyonacea; Nephtheidae
Exons: 5
Coding region: 22-1170 (382 amino acids)
Molecular function (GO): oligosaccharide binding
Source: RefSeq, a predicted model, not a curated record